Molecule: messenger RNA, 978 nt
Organism: Xenopus laevis (African clawed frog)
Lineage: Eukaryota; Metazoa; Chordata; Amphibia; Anura; Pipidae
Product: olfactory receptor 1-like
Exons: 1
Coding region: 1-978 (325 amino acids)
Source: RefSeq, a predicted model, not a curated record
AUGAAUUGCACAACUCGUGAGUAUUUCCAUCUCCUAGCUUUCUCUAUCUCGAAGAAAGAUCAAACAUUUCUCAGUGUCGGACUUUUACUGAUCUACUCACUGGCUGUGCUUGGAAACAUGAUGAUUAUUGUGCUUGUAUGUCUGGUAUCCCAGCUGCACACCCCCAUGUACUUCUUCUUGUGCAACCUGGCAUUCCAGGACAUUAUCUUUGUCUCCGCCAUCCUGCCUAAACUGAUGGCCAUCACAAUUACAGGAGACACCAGAAUCUCUUUCCCCAGCUGUUUAACACAAAUGUUCCUGUUUGCAUUCUGCACAGAUACAGAUUUUUUCCUACUGGCUACUAUGGCUUACGAUCGAUAUGUGGCCAUUUGUGUUCCUCUCCGUUACUACCUGAUAAUGAAGCCAAAGCUUUGCGUCCUGCUGGUGAUAAUGUCAUGGAUUCUGUAUGCCUCUAAUGCAGUGUGCUUCUCUUUGCUUUUGUCUAAUCUAUCAUUCUAUAAUUCACAUGAUCUGAAUCAUUUCUUUUGUGAUAUUAAUAUACUGAUGGAGAUCUCAUGCAGUGACACCUCAUUUAUUAAACAAUUGAUUUUACUUGAAAUACCAUUAAUCGGGAUAUUUCCGCUCAUGCUGAUCCUAACAUCAUAUGUGUACAUCAUAGCUACGAUCAAGAAAAUGCGAACCUUUGCUGCGAGACUCAAGACGUUCUCCAGCUGUUCCUCACAUUUAACAGUUGUAUUGCUGUUCUGUGGCACCUCUAUUGGGAUUUACAUAAAGCCAGACUCACAGAACUUCCAAGAACAAGACAAGAUUCUUUCUUUGCUGUAUAUUGGCCUUGUUCCAUUGUUAAACCCAUUAGUGUACAGCUUAAGAAACAGGCAGGUUUGGUCAGCCACAAGAAUAGUAUUUGGCAAAUAUAUACUUGGAACAUCUCUAUCUCAUUUUUCUAGCUCUUUACACAGUAGAUCUUGGGUCUCAUAA